GCUUUCUCGCGGAGCAGAGCGCGACGAACUGCUGCAAACAGAGGAAGGCCGUGCGCGAAGAUGGCCGAAUUUCAAAAUCCACAGUGACGAGCUUUCUCUUUCAGGGCUUACUACUACUCAACAUCUCUUUGCUCGGCGCGCGGACGCGAGCAGCUGAUACAGCAGAGAGGAAACCGGACGAGGCUUCGUGAGAAGAAGCGUUGGGAAUCUCUCGCAUGGCGUCGCCCGGAUCCGGGUUCGGGAGGGAGAUGGGUCCAUCGGGUCCGGGCCCGCGAAGCUCCGCGGCCCCUUUUGGUGGCUUCCCUCGCCCUUCUCCGCCGCGAACUUCGCCGUCGCCGUCGCCGUCGCCGUCGCCGCCGCCGCCGCGGCCGUCAAAUUCCUCUUCUCCUCCCUCUCCUCUCUUUGGUGCUUCUCCGGUCCGAUCUCCGAGUCCGAGGAGGCCUGAAAUUUUAGGGGGCACACAGUUAUUGCCUUCGUCUUUUGAUAAUGGCUACCGGGCACCUGUUCGUCCUUACACAUCUUCAACUGCUUUGAGGCCAAAUGAGUCUUUUCCAAGAUUGGGUAGGGGGCAAAACCCUUUGUACACAUAUCCUGAUGCACAAAUCAGUCAGAGGUCCUCCUCUGUCGCCUCUUUGGUUGCUGCACGUCAUCAAGGAAGUGUAACUGCCGGGAUUGCCAGAUUCCAAGAUCCAGGAAGAAGCAACUUGCCAGUAACAUCUCCAGAAAGAGACAAUUCGAGGAACUUCAGUAAAUAUACUUUAACAAGUCAUUUUGACGCACGACCACGUUCUCCUGUAGGCUAUGAAGACAUCUAUGAUGAUUUUCGUCCUCCUUAUGGGGAAGGUCAACGUACCAUAUUUUCACAAGUAACUCAUUCACCUCAGAGUAUCAGGAAUAAUUACUCACCAGUUCCACUAGCAACUCAAUUAGCCCUUCCAAGUAUCAGGAGUAGUUACUCACCGCAAGAAAUUCCUCGUUUUGAAGAAGCUCAAAGGCCUGCUCCAAUUUCCACUGCAUGGGGUAGUCGACCAAAGUCUCCAAGCAACUAUGCCAACUCUGUUCCUCAUAAUGACCUGAAUGGGUCUGACAAUUCUAGAAGAGGCAUUCCAACUGACAUCAUAAAAGUUGAAAAAACAAAGAGAACCAGAUCUCCGCCUUUGUCACCAAUGAAUGAUCUGCAGGAGAGUUCACCUUUAUCUGACGAUAACUACAAUAGGUCUUCAGUGUCUCUCCCAGUGUCAACUACAAAAACAGGAAUGAUUUUCAGUCGCCCUGAUUCUGGCGUUCAUCAGAAUGUUCUAUCAUCUUCUGAUAUUAGCUUGGAAGCUCCUCCGAACAAGCUAAGUUACUUUCCAGUUCCUAAAAGAACGAGGUCACCAGCUCCCUCAGAUAAUGACAUUCAGCAAAACCCCCCUUCUUCUCCUGAGGAAAUAGAACGGGAAAUGCAGGCCAAGGCUAAGCGUUUAGCUCGAUUCAAAGUUGAAUUAAGUGAACCUGUGCAGCGCAGCUCCAUCAUUGCAGAACCAAGAGUUUCUUUUGUCCAUCAUGAUAUGGUGCAGGAAAGAAAAUUUGUUGGGCAGACUUUUGAUGAUGUGAUGGGAGAUUUUCCAUCUGGCAGCUUUGACAAUGGAGAUGUGGAAUCCUCCAGUAACAUUGUGGGAUUAUGUCCUGAUAUGUGCCCUGAAUCGGAAAGGGCUGAGCGAGAAAGAAAGGGGGAUCUUGAUCAUUAUGAACGUUUAGAUGGUGAUAGAAAUCAAACAAGCAUGUCUCUUGCUGUUAAAAAGUAUACUAGGACAGCUGAGAGGGAAGCAGAUUUGAUUAGGCCGAUGCCGGUCCUGCUGAAAACCAUUGAUUAUCUACUGAAUUUGCUAGAUCAGCCUUAUGACGAUAGGUUUCUGGGUCUAUACAACUUUCUAUGGGAUAGGAUGAGGGCAGUCAGAAUGGACCUCAGGAUGCAGCAUAUUUUUGAUCUUGAGGCUGUAAAAAUGCUGGAACAAAUGAUACGACUUCACGUUAUUGCGAUGCACGAAUUAUGUGAAUUUACUAAAGGAGAGGGCUUUUCAGAAGGAUUUGAUGCGCACCUCAACAUAGAACAGAUGAACAAAACAUCGGCAGAAUUAUUCCAACUGUAUGAUGAUCACAGAAAGAAAGGAAUCAGUAUACCAACAGAAAAAGAGUUUAGAGGGUAUUAUGCGUUGCUCAAGCUGGAUAAACAUCCUGGUUAUAGAGUUGAACCAGCAGAGCUUUCCCUUGACCUUGCUAAAAUGACUCCUGAAAUGAGGCAAACGCCAGAAGUCUUAUUUGCCCGUGAUGUAGCAAGAGCAUGCAGGACUGGCAAUUUUAUUGCGUUCUUUCGACUCGCAAGAAAAGCUAGUUACCUUCAAGCUUGCCUAAUGCAUGCUCAUUUUGCAAAGUUACGAUCUCAAGCACUUGCUUCGCUACACAGUGGCCUGCAGAGUAAUCAAGGUCUCCCUGUUGCUGUUGUUGCUCGAUGGCUGGCGAUGGAGGAAGAAGACAUAGAAAGCCUUUUGCAUUACCAUGGUUUUUCUGUGAGGGAAUAUGAAGACCCAUACUUGGUGAAGGAAGGUCCGUUCCUCCAUGGUGAUAGAGACUUCCCUACGAAGUGUUCAGAGCUUGUUCAUCUUAAGAAGUCGACCAGGAUAAUCAAGGAUGUCUUGAUUCCUGAGUCAAUUUCCCCACUUUCCAUGGAAGCAAUGAAGUUCCAGGUGACAAGUGAUCUCAAACAUGAAACGAAGAAUAUCCAACCUGUCGAGAAGGAUAGUUCUAUCUAUGUAUCUGAUCAAGAAUUGGCUAUUUCUGAAACUACACCAUCCCGUUCUAUCUAUGCACCUGAUCAAGAUAUGGCUAUUUCUGAAACCAUAUCGUCUCCCAAAGAAAUUUGUCAUGUCAACGUAGCUUUCCGAUCCCCAAAAGUUGCUCGGCACGUGGAAGUUGACCAUAAAAUAUCUGGGGAGGGUUUUGUGCCAUGGAACUUUCCAGUGGUUCAUAGCUCACCCAAAGCUGCAUCGAUUAAUUUGUUUGCAAAUGCAGAGCAUAAUUUCAGAAAUCCUCCUGAGAUAAGUGGUCUUCCUGGAAAUGAACUUACGCCCUUGCCUUUUUCACCUAGUUCAGUCCAGCAAAAGGUGCUUCCGGUUGAAUUGGAAAGUAAUGGUGCUUGGCAAAGCUCAGUAUCUCUGGAGGAUGCCAUGUGUAUUGCUAAUGAAGAAGCUUCACAUGUACAUCAAGAAAAUGGAUUUGAUGAAGUCUGUGUAAACGAGGAUAUUUAUAUUAAUGACGAGGAUGAAGAAGUUGCCGAGGCAAAACUCAAGUUGAUCUUAAGGUUAUGGAAGCGGCAUUCUGCCAGAAGAAGGGACUUACGUGAGCAAAGGCAACUAGCGGCUGCUGAUGCAUUAAGUUCACUGUCUUUGGGACCUCGGGUUCAAUGGAAAAAUGAUCAACCAAGCACUUUCAACGAGUUUGACAUUGACCAAGUCACAAGUGAGAGACGUGGAAAGCACAGACAAUCGUGGUCUAAGCUGAAUGUUGCAGACGUGACUGCUGGUGAACUCAUCAAGCGCAACCCAAAUGCUAAAUGCCUGUGCUGGAAGAUUGUAAUUUGUUCACAGUUGGAAAGUCUAGAUAGUAUAUUACCGGAGAGAAGUUUCACCCAUGGAAGUGCAGUCAGGUGGUUGCUUUCAAAGAUUAUGGCAGCUGGAACUGGGCAUCCUGAUCUGGUCUUUUCCACUCCGUGUCUGUCAAUAUGGAGAAAAUGGGUCCCUUGUCAGUCUAAUAUGGACUUAAUGUGCCACUUAUCUGUGAUUGAGCAUAUAAGUUUAAAUAAUUCAAGCACGACAAUAGAUGGUGCGAGUGCUGCUCUCUUCCUCUUGGCCGAAAGCAUCCCUUUGGAGCCUCAAAAGAUACGACUUCAUCAACUCAUAACAUCACUUCCUUCCGGCUCUCGAUUGCCACUUCUGAUCUUAAUUGACUCGUGGGCAAAACUGGGAUCAGAAGAUGCAACUCGUCAAACCAUUAACAAGUUGGGCCUCAAUAAUAUCGACCGAUCAAGGGUGGGUAGCCUUUCGGUCAUCUUCCUUGUAGAAGAUAAGAAAAUGGAGUUAUUGGAUGAAUUUUUCAGUGACCAGCGACUGAGGGAAGGGCUGCAUUGGCUGGCAAGCACAUCGCCACUUCAUUCUCCUGUUCAUUGCGUAGAAACACGCAAGCUAGUUCUUAAUCAUCUGAAUUCUUUCUUGGAAAGGCUUGAGAAGAGUGGCUCUGAAGUGGGUCCCGACCAAUGUAUCAUAGCACUCAAUGAAGCCUUGGAUCAGGCGCUGGGGGAAGUUGCCGCUGCUGCAUAUACAAAUCCCUCCGGUUGGCCUUGCCCUGAGAUUUCUUUGCUGGAUGAGCAUUGUAAAGAACGCAGAAUGGCAGAUUUUUACUUGCCGAGUGUUGGGUGGAGUACAUCAGCUAGAAUUGAGCCGAUUUUGUCCGCUCUAAGAAAAUGUAAGCUCCCACAUUUCAUUGAUGACAUUUCGUGGUUGAGAAGAGGCUGUAGAGUAGGAAAGGAGGUCGAGAGUCGGAGACUAGAACUAGAAGCGUGCUUGAUGAGAUACCUUACCCAGUCAAGUAAUGUGAUGGGGGAUGCGCUAGCCAGAAACGAGGCAUCUUUAAUGCUACAGAAACAUGCUCGGCUUGAGCUUCGGGACUCAGCAUACUACAUAGUUCCAAACUGGGUGAUGAUUUUCCGGAGAAUAUUCAAUUGGCGGUUGAUGAUUCUGCAGAGAGAGGAGCUCUCAGUGUCUUAUGUUCGAGAACAUGUUGCUCCUCAAACUCAUGGUUCUGAGAACAUGUUACAAGAAGAUUCAUGCCCUAACUUGGAGUAUCCAUCACUAGAUGAAAUGCUUGAAGUUGGUUGCGCCGAUCUGUCUCGUCUCACAUCUAGUUCUCAGCCAGAAAUAUCAGAGCCUAUGACUGGAUCACCCAUCCACGGUGGAGACCAAACUUGGGAUGCUGCACACGUCGACGACCUUCCAGCAGCAGCAGGUAGAAUGAAUAUUCUUCAGGAUAAUGAACCGGCUUCUGUAGAUGAUGAUGCAUUUAGGAUUAGUACAUUGAGAAGUAACAAUGAUAUGUUGGUGAAUUCUGCCAAGGCCACUGAUGGAAGCGAAAAACUGAGUAGGCUAUUGCAGCAGUGUGAUUUACUCCAGAACGCACUAGAUGAAAAGCUAUCGGUGUAUUUCUGAUCGGUCAUUGAGAAGUCUUGGUUGUCGUUGGUCUCUUCUGUAUCUUUUCGCUGUUGACAGACAUUAUUGUACAACCGAGGAAGUAAGAGUGGUUCCCGUUCUUGACGAUAUUGCACCAACUUCACUCUUCCACCUCGUGCCGAAGUCUUGCACAUGUCGAGUUGAGACCAAAAUAAUUACCACCUUGUGGAAGAUGGGAGCUGGGCGUGGAUGUUCUGACUCUGCAGAUGCAUCAGUACACCUAAAUGCAGAGUGGGUUAAAAUCAACUUCGACAACAUAAAAGAAGUUUUGUACUUCUGAAGUAAGCAAGUGGUUAAAGCCAAAGAACCCUUGUUGAUUAAUUAUUAAUGCUGCCCGUUUGAUUUGAUCAUGCCAAUGAUGUGCGAGUGGUAAUGCGUUU
Syzygium oleosum is the source of this 5641-nucleotide messenger RNA. RefSeq names its product SAC3 family protein B. The coding region runs from base 216 to 5240 and encodes 1674 amino acids. The record is from RefSeq and is a predicted model, not a curated record. Gene Ontology annotation, biological process: mRNA export from nucleus. The transcript has 17 exons. Gene Ontology annotation, cellular component: transcription export complex 2; cytoplasm; nucleus. NCBI's taxonomy places the organism in Eukaryota, Viridiplantae, Streptophyta, Magnoliopsida, Myrtales, Myrtaceae.